Messenger RNA from Momordica charantia (bitter melon), 1267 nucleotides. RefSeq names its product zinc finger protein ZAT5-like. Lineage: Eukaryota; Viridiplantae; Streptophyta; Magnoliopsida; Cucurbitales; Cucurbitaceae. The record is from RefSeq and is a predicted model, not a curated record.
AGCCAAAAAAAAACCCCAAAAUUGUGAGUUCAAUUAAUUGCUCGUUCUUGUUCGAUCCAGGCUUGCAAAGUAAUCCUAUAGAGAAAGGAAUCGUGGGGAGAAAGUAAUAAAUGGUUGUGGGGUGGGGGUUUGCUUCAAAGCCAACCGAAUCUCACUCGUUUCCUAGCCUCCUCUUACUUACAAUGCAUCUUCUUUUCUUUUCCCUUCUCUAAUCAAUCCCUAUAUAUAACUUCCAAACUUGGGCCUUUUUCAAAACUGGCAAACGCAAAUUUGCGGUUACUGUACUUCAAACCCCACACCAUUAUUCACUAUAUUAACCCCACUCACUUUAAUUUCUCCAUGGCCGAAACGCCAGCCUCCCCAGGUGAUGAAAUUGAGGCCCAAUUCAUGACGAUCAAGGGGAAACGCAGCAAACGCCAGAGACCCUCCUCCCCCAGCCACUCCUCCAGCACUGGAGAUCAAUAUUAUUGCUCUUCCUCCUCUGUCUGUGUAGAAGCAGAGGAGGAUCAGGACAUGGCCAAUUGCUUGAUUCUGUUGGCUCAGGGGAGAGAAAAAUUAUCAUCAUCAUCAUCGCUGUAUCUUUAUCAGUGCAAGACUUGUGAGCGUUGCUUCCCAUCAUUCCAAGCCUUGGGCGGACACAGAGCCAGCCACAAGAAGCCCAAAAACAACGUUAAUUCCGCCCAACAACAACACCACGAUGCCGCCGCCGCAAUUCGUCUCUCCUUGGAAUUGUCCUCCGCCACCGACAAACCCAUUAAGGUUCACGAGUGCUCCAUUUGCGGGGCCGAGUUCUCGUCCGGCCAGGCCCUCGGCGGCCAUAUGAGACGCCAUAGACCGCUAACCACGGCGGCCAACCGGUCAACUACUACUCCGGCGUUGCGGGAAUUCAUGAUCAAGAAAGAAAGGGCGGUGUUGGAGUUGGAUCUUAACCUGCCGGCGCCAGAGGACGACCGGCACCGGCCGGCGGUCACCGUCUUCUCCGCCGCUUCCCCGUUGGUGGAUUGCCACUACUGAUGAUCAAAGUUAAAAUUAAUUUAAUUCUUUUGUGGGGGUUUCGAUUUGGAUUCAUAAUUAUCAUGAAUCUAUUAACAUUCACAACACCCACCUCCUGCAAGCAAACGGUUCAAUUUAAUGUCUCAAUUCAUUUGGCUAACUUUAGUGCAGUUCAUCAAUUCGAUCAAACUGAUCCCAAGUUACCAAAAAUUCUUUACUGAUCUUUGUAAUUCUUAAUUGCGUUUCUUUUAGAAUACGAUCAGGAUUUGAAACC